CUUCCGGGAAGCCCCAUCACCUCCUCCCACCACCUCUUCACUUCCUGCGACCUUCUCUGCCAGUCCUCCCAUGGCCGGUGGCGCACAUUACUGCCUCCCCACCUUCGCCGUUUCCCUUCUGUUCCUCCUCGUCCUUCACCUGCCAACAACCCACUCCCUGUCGUCCGGCAACGUCCCCGUCUUCUUCCCCUCUUUCACCAACGUCGUCAAUGGUACUGACGUCGUGCUCCUCAAGGACGCCGGUGUUGGCCAGGGAGCCCUUCAGAUCACCCCCGACACCCUCAACCAGAUCGGCUACCUAGCCAAUAAGUCCGGCCGCGUUCUCCUCCCCAUGCCAUUCAAGCUAUGGGAAGACGUUCCCGCGACGAACGGCACCAACGCCACCACCAGGUAUGUGGCUUCCUUCAACACCACCUUCACCAUCAACAUCUACCGUCCCAACGGCACCACCCCCGGCGAGGGCUUCGCCUUUGUCAUCGUGCCGUCCCUUGACGCCCCGCCCCCCGGGAGCGAGGGCCGCUACCUCGGGCUGACCAACGCCAGCCUCGAUGGCGACCCCAGCAACCAUCUGGUGGCCGUCGAGCUCGACACCGUGAAGGAGUCCUUCGACCCGGACGACAACCAUGUCGGCCUCGAUGUCAACAGCGUCGUCUCCAACGUCACCGCCAAUCUGACCGCGUUCGGCAUCGAGAUCGCUCCCGUGAACGCCACCAACUACACCGUCUGGGUCGACUACGACGGAGCUGCCCGUCACAUACGGGUCUACAUGUCGGUCGCCGGCAAGCAGAAGCUAUCUCUUCCCGUCUUGAGCGCUCCUCUCGACCUCAGUGAUGUCGUGCUCCAGAACUCCUAUUUCGGCUUCGCGGCCUCCACCGGAACCACCUACCAGCUCAACUGCGUGUUGGCAUGGAAUCUGACGGUAGAGAAGCUCUCCGACGACGACGACGGGACUCCAGCAUGGAAGCUUGGUGUCAUCAUCGCCGCACCUGUGGCGUUCGUGGCGUUGAUGGUCGGGCUCGUGGUAGGCCUUUAUAUGAGGAGGAGAAAGGUGAGCGACGACCCGAGCAUGCUGGUGGCGGGGACGCUGAAGAGCCUCCCGGGGACGCCGAGGGAGUUCGAGUUUCGAGAGCUGAGGAAGGCGACCAACAACUUCGACGAGAAGAUGAAGCUGGGACAGGGGGGGUUCGGGGUGGUGUACAGAGGGGUGUUGCAGGGGGAGAACAAGGAGGUGGCGGUGAAGAUGUUCUCCAGGGGCAGCCAUGGCCAGGACGACUUCCUGAAGGAGCUCACCAUCAUUAAUCGCCUGCGCCACAAGCAUCUCGUCCCUCUCGUCGGAUGGUGCCACACCAAAGGGAUGCUGCUCCUGGUGUACGACUACAUGCCCAACGGCAGCCUGGACCAGCACCUCCAUGGCGGCCGCGACCGGCCGCUGCUCAGCUGGGAGCGGCGCUACAAUAUCAUCACCGGCGUCGCCUCCGCCCUCCACUACCUCCACGAUGAGUAUGACCAGCGGGUGGUGCACCGAGACCUCAAGACCUCGAACGUCAUGGUCGAUGCCGGCUUCAACGCCCGCCUCGGCGACUUCGGCCUCGCCCGCGCUCUCGACACCGACAAGACCUCCUACGCCGAGAUCGAGCUCGGCGGCGUCCCCGGCACGCUGGGCUACAUCGCUCCCGAGUGCUUUCACACCGGCAAGGCCACCCGCCAGUCCGACGUCUUCGGCUUCGGCGCCGUCGUCCUCGAGGUCGUCUGCGGCCGCCGGCCCCGCUGCGACGUCCCGGGCGCCCAGUUCCUCGCCGACUGGGUGUGGAAGCUCCACGGCGAGGGCCGCAUCCUCGACGCUGUGGACCAGCGCCUCGCUGAGGGCUUCGAUCAGGGCGAUGCCAAGCGCCUCCUCCUCCUCGGCCUCGCCUGCAGCCACCCCAUCCCGGCGGAGCGCCCCAAGACCGAUGCCAUCGUCCAGAUCCUCUCCCGUUCAGUGGCGCCACCGGCGGUGGCGCCGUUCAAGCCGGCGUUCGUGUGGCCGGCAGGGCCGAUCGACGAGGACGAGAACGACGACGACGACCAUGGCACGUCGAGCAGGUUGAGCAGGACCUCGACGAGCAUGAGCCUGAGCAUGACGUCGUCCCACUAUGCGUCAUCAUCCGGGGUGACGCCAAAGCGCCUCAGCCGAGAGGGACCCGCAGGAGGGCAUCCAAUCGCAGAGGUCUGAGCGGUUGACGAAAAUAUAAAACGACGGCUCGGAAGCUGGAUAGAAGCUGCCGGCUCUGACCAGUUCUCUACUACAUAUUAUUCUAGAAAGAAAGGGACGGGUCGAUGGGAAGAUGAAACCUUGGCAUGGAAGCAACACUUAAUCGUCGCCUCAGUUGUUGACGUGUUUGUAUUAUGAGUAACGUUGUUUUUUGUUAGACGAAGACUUGCCAUCGCAAUUAUCAUUCUAUUCGUUGUGUUUGAGCUUA
Messenger RNA from Musa acuminata AAA Group (dessert banana), 2459 nucleotides. Its product is annotated as probable L-type lectin-domain containing receptor kinase S.5. Gene Ontology annotation, cellular component: plasma membrane. Gene Ontology annotation, biological process: protein phosphorylation. Gene Ontology annotation, molecular function: ATP binding; protein kinase activity; carbohydrate binding. The transcript is spliced from 2 exons. Lineage: Eukaryota; Viridiplantae; Streptophyta; Magnoliopsida; Zingiberales; Musaceae. The coding region runs from base 71 to 2212 and encodes 713 amino acids. The record is from RefSeq and is a predicted model, not a curated record.